Epinephelus lanceolatus (giant grouper) is the source of this 4822-nucleotide messenger RNA. RefSeq names its product shortage in chiasmata 1 (gene shoc1). NCBI's taxonomy places the organism in Eukaryota, Metazoa, Chordata, Actinopteri, Perciformes, Serranidae. The record is from RefSeq and is a predicted model, not a curated record. Gene Ontology annotation, molecular function: ATP hydrolysis activity; single-stranded DNA binding. Gene Ontology annotation, cellular component: condensed nuclear chromosome. Gene Ontology annotation, biological process: resolution of meiotic recombination intermediates.
AUGAAAGUCUUCUCAUCUAACUCCCAGCAUGAAAGCCAGUGUGAAAACGACAGUUGUUUUCCAGCUCAGACUUUCUCUGCUGUCAGAUUUAAAGCUCUGGAUUAUGUGUUUGAGACCACCACCAGUCUAAAGGUAAUGAUGAACCUACUGGCACUGCCAGCACCUUACUACACUGGUACCAGUGACCUGUACCCACACAGUGGAAAACUACCUGAAGUCACCUACAGGACACCGUGGAUCAGAGGAAAGGUGAUCUCCACCUGCAAACUCUUUGUCAGUGGUUCUGUGCUUGAAGACCUGGGCCAGAAACAAGAAGUUAUUCCACCAGAAAGAUUUACAGUGACUCUGAGUGAGGUGAACUUGGACAUGAUCCCCAGCUCUAAUCCUGACUCACUGAAGGAUCUAGACCAGGAUGAGUAUGUCUGCCUUUUAAAAGAGUCACAGAUAAAUAAUCCAUGUCAGGAAUCAUUUUUCAAGUGGACGACUGACCAGAUGAAACAUGAAAAUGAGGACAAAGAUCUCUUCCUGCCAGAGGAGCUCAUGGCUGUUGAUUACUUGCCACACUUUAAGAGGCAUUUACCCACACUUAAACCCAAACUGUCCCGUCUGAGGACGCUUCCUGUGGCUGACCCUCUGCUGAGCUCAACAGGAGAUGUUAUCACUGAAGACGGCAUAUUCAGGCACUACGCGUCUUAUGAAAAACCUCCUGAUGUGUGCACCAGCGACAUUCAGUCAAGUUCACACAUUCACGAGGAGUUUGGUAAAGAGUCACUGAUGAAAGACGAGUAUCUGUUGUUGCCGGUUGCCAUGGACACGCUGAGUCUGAGCCAAGCAAACAUCUGUACUCACAUGGAUGUUGCUCCUGAACAGCUUGAUGAGGAGCCUCCAGUCCUGGAUGUGCUUCAUAAAGCUUCACAUGUGUCAGUGUCAGUGGACAUUUCCCAUUAUGAAGCACCAGAGGAGGCCAGUAAAAAACGCAGCAUGGAUGGAGGCCUGAUGGAGUCAGAGCUGGCAGGACGACUGACGCUUCUGACUGAAAUGGAGCUGGACGUGACUUUGACUCCGACUCCCAAGAUAAGUCAAACCCAAAUCUGUGUGUCUACAUGUGACCUCCAGGAAGAAGAGAUGUCAGAGCUCUGCAGACAAUCUUUGGUGUCGGCCAAAGCUCAGGAAGAGAUGGAGGCAGCACUUUGGAUGGCGGAGAAGCAUCCAAACUUUGUGGUGGGCUUUCUGUUGGCAGAGCCACAUAUAUAUGAAGCAGCCAUCGACUUCCAGCCGCUGUCUGAAGCCUGUAAAGUCAUGAAGUCGGAGAAUCAAAGCUUCGUCUACAGUGGUGAAAAACUGCAGUUACAGGUGGAGACAGGAGCUCCACAGGUGUACUUGUGCCGCAGCCUUGAGUUCACAGAGAGCCUGAGGUGCAAGUCUCCUCCAGCCAACGAGGAAAAGAUGGAGGAUUUCAAAAAACUGUCACUUGAACAUGUGGAGAUCCCACUCAGAUCCAUCCUGAAGAACCCCACAAACAAAACUCAGUUACCUAUCUUGAAGAAAUCUGAAAUUGCUGCUUUUCAUGCUGAAGCUCUCGCAGACGACGCCCAUCUUCAAAAAGAAACAGCUGCUGUUAUGUCUCAGAACGCCUUCCUGAUGCAGGCCGUCAACACAGACAAUAAGGAAGUAAAAUCUACACCCAACAUCAGAGAUCAAGUUUCAGACAAGAGGUUUUCAGAAGUUGCAGCCAUGUUUUCUGCUCGCAAGAACGUCCUCAACAUGGGUAGAGAUGACUACAAGGUGGAGCAGAGAGCGGCGUCCCUCAGAGACUAUCCCAGAGGUCCACUGGUUAAGAGACGUCCACCAGAGAAGGACUUGGAUCCUCUGUCCACCUUCAUGUUACUGAGAUCUCAGCAGACUGCUCCAGUCACCACAACACCUCAGAGCUCAACUCCAGAACCAAACGUGGACCAACAAACGCCUCCAUCCCAGCAUCAUCAGCCUCCUCCAGAGAAGAUACAAAGAUCAGAUCAGAGGCCAAAAUAUAUAAGCGGUAGUGUGUCUGGAAAUGCUACCAGAGAGCAGAAAGCAGCUUUUCAGUCGACGAGUCAACCUGUCUGUCAGUCCAUCCCUCAGGACAGUAGAGUCGUACAGGUCCAAGCUACUGACAGCCAGCAGCGCGCCCACUGUGAGCUACUGGCCUUCGCUCAGCCUUGUUUAAACUCUGCCAGACAGCUGGGGCUCAACUUCCCGGCAUGGGGAGACUUCAGCUGCCUGGCCCCGGACCAAACACACUUCCUCCUCAAACAGCAGGAGAAGGCACUCUGCAAGACACAGAACGAAGAGCUGGUCAGAGAUCAGGAGCUGCUUUUCAACCAGGCCGCUCUGAUUCACGUGCUGGUGACAUUCAAGGAGCUGCUGCUGAAGUGUGACCUCAGCACUGCUUUGGACUACCUGACUAAGGCAGCUGAGGCGUGUGCAGAGCAAAGUCUGAAGCAGCUGGUGAAGAGGAUGCAGAUCAUCUUCCACCUCAGUCAGAAGAACCAGGAGUCCAACUUCAAACUGCAGGAGAUGCUGCAGCUGCUGGCUGCAUGGCUGCACAGCAGGACAGGACAGAGCACUGCGGAGAAAAUUCUUGUCAUAAUAUCAGUCGACUCUGAUGACAUCAGCUCUUUAAUCAUCAGCAGCUUGAGCCAAGUGACUGGUGUUGCUGUUACUGCGAUUUGUCCUGAGGAGGACAAGAAAAAACUGAAUGGUGCCAGUGUGGUCAGCAGCGUGUGCGACAGUGUGUGUGUGGUGGUGUACGAGCAGCACAUAGGGCCCGACUUCCCCUGGAGCUGUUUCUCUUUGGUGGUGGAGUACAACCAUCCAGGCCAGUCACCGUGGGCCACCAUCUGCCUAGAGAGGAGUAUAAAUCAUCUCACCUUCAACACCAUCAUCACUCACACUGAGGAGGAAAAAGCUCUGUGGUGCCUGGAGGACAAUGUUCCAUAUGUGUUGUUUGUGACAGAGGGACUUCUCAACUGUCCACUGCUGUUACAGACACUUGAGUCAGGGUUUAAUAUAACUGUGCUGGAGAGGAGCCACCGUCCAUCCCUGCAGAUGCUUGGAGGGACCGAUCACUACGCUGUGAUCACAGUGGACGAAAGCACCGCUAUCCUCAUUCAGGAGGAGGAUGAGCUGUGUCAGGAGCGAGCCAGUGAGAGAGUAGUGAUGAGGCUGACUGCUCUCUCACUGCAAUAUAACUGCUGCUGGCUCAUCCUGCACUGCAGAGACAGCCAGGGAGGAGGAUUUACCAGCGAAGCUUUCAGCAACUUGGUGUUGAUUUAUUCGUCUCUGGUGCUGUUCGGCAUGAAGUCAGAGGAUCUAGACGUCAAGGUGCUGAUUGUGUCUGAGGUGAUGGAAAUAGCCAAAUGGAUCAGCCAGAUCUGCUUCCACAGCCUGAUGGCCAGUGAGAAGGAUCCUCUCAGCUACCUGGACAGAGAUUGGCUGACUGUGAUUCCCUCAGAGGAGGAAAAGUGUCUGCUGAAGUUCCCUUGCAUUAACCCCCUGGUAGGUCAGCGCAUGCUGAGGAGAGCACCAUCCAUCCAGUGGCUUCUGGGGGCCUCUCUGUCUCAGCUGACGGAGCAGCUCCCUGAGGUGCCACAUAAAGUCCUCAAGCUGUUCAGUGACACCACAUCCCUGUACACACUGACCACAGACCAGCCAGAGUCUCAGACCAUCAUCACUGAGACACACCAACAAACCAGUCACCCAAACAGCCCCUGGGUCACCUGGGACCCCGAGCACUUGAACUCACAACCAAAACUGUUCAUCAGCCCUCAUCCUGAACUAUUCCGUGGUGACCAAAACACCAGCUUCCUGUUUGGAGCUGACUGCAGCUUUUGUGAACCAGACCCAGACUCAAUGGUGCAGGAGGGCAACACAGAUUUCAGACUCGACCUGAGUUCUUCCUUCGGCAGCCCAGAGGUUCACCUCCAGAGGAGCUGCAGUGAUCCAUGGAAAGAGGAGGACAGAGGCACAGGGGAGGUGAAGUUUUCUGGCUGGGGCGGCAGAGCUGGAGCAGCAGGGAGAGUUGUUGGAAGAGUAAACGAUGAGUGGACACCGAGGGCUACAAACAAACAAACACACUCGUACAUGCCUGGAGUCCUACUCAACAGUCCUUUCAAGCUGGACUCAACAUUCAGUUACAGCCCGAUUCUGCAGCAGCCAACCAACAGUCAAAUGUCCACAUACGCUACAGUCUACAGCGACCUCCAGCAUCCAGACAGCCACCAUGUUUCCCACGAUCUGAGCGCCCAUACAGAGGUCAUGCUGUGGGGUCAAGGUCAAAGCAGCAACAACAGUCUCACCAACAGUGGAGAGACAACAAAGGUUUCAGCCAUCUAUGGAUCCAAAUGCUGGAUCGGACAAGAGAGGAAGAGGAGGGGCGAGGCUGCAGGUUUGGUGGCAACAGUGUUGAUGCCACUGAAGAGGGGGAGAUUAAGCUAUGAGAAGGUGCCCGGCAGAACUGAUGGACAGACGAGGCUGAAAUUAUUUUAGGCAUGAGUGGUUUGUUCCUGUGGCUUGUUUGUAAAGACAAGAAUGAUUUGUUGAGUUAAAGUUAUUUAUUGCAUAAUUCAACUUCUGCUUCUGAAUUUUUAUCCUGAUGAAUUGAUGUAUGUUUGCCAUGUUAAUCUGCUAAAAGGUUUCUAUUUUAAGUUAAUUUUUUUUAGAUAAAAUGUCAACAGUGCUCUUGUUCAUUCCUGUUUUUUUGCUGUUAAAAAAAAAGCAGGAACAUGAAUUAAAUUAUUUAUAAAACACUAAUUUACUAUCAGUUUAUUUUGUAAAAUAUAGU